AAAGCUUUUAUUAAAUUGAAUUCAAAUUCACCAGCGGCCGUGUGGGGGUAGGAUUUGUAGUCGUGUCCCCAGAACAUUGAACAGGACCAAUCCAGUGGCAUUCGCCCCGCACCAAGUCACUAAGACUGACAAACUGCGGGAAGUCCUAAAUAUUGUUGAAGGUUACAAACGACCUUGGUAAACAUGUCUUAAUUGCGGUACCGCCUUUUGCACCUAAUUACGAAAGUGAAAGUGGUGAUCAGAAAUUGCAGCAACAAACCGGCUUUAAAUGGCCUCAAGGAAACAGCUGGAAAAUUUGACCAAAGAUGUUUCCUGCUCGAUCUGCCUGGAUUUUUUUGAGGAGCCGGUGUCUCUGGACUGCGGGCAUGUGUUCUGCCGAGUCUGCAUUCUGGUGUUUUGGGAGUCUGGGAACUGCUCUUGUCCGGAGUGUCGUCUCCUGUGUCCGGGCAAGGUCCUGAGGCCCAGCAGGCGGGUGGCGAAUAUCGCGGCCAGUAUCCGCUCCUUGACGGUCACGCUGAGAGAGAGGGAGAACGGCGAGGGGCCGAAGGGGCUCUGCGGGACCAGGCAGCGCAGCGGGGAUGCAACUGAGCGUCUCCGUCCCAACACUCGACAGAUCCAGAAAAGGGUAAAGGAGCUCAUGCGCCAUUUCGAAGUUGAAUUUGCUGAACUGCAUCAAAUUCUUAACCAAGAAGAAGAGGAGGUGAAAAAAAGACUCAACCAGAGAGAGCAAGAAAUAUUGUACAGGCGGGGGAGCAGCACCAGAGCAACUACUGAAAUGAAUCCUUCCUUCAAACAAGUGAUGUGGAAUUUUCUGCAGGAGAUGAAAACAAUUCUUAGUGGAUCCAGUGAUGAAAUCAGACAAGAAAACGAAGUUUCUAUCAAUAUGCUGAUUGGUGAAUUUGGAGGACCCCUUCAAUACAUAGUGUGGAAGCAGAUGAGAAAAUCAAUUAAACCAGCAUUGAUCCGUUGGACUCUGUGUCCAAACUCCGCUCACCCCAGUCUCAUCUUGUCUGAAGGCAUGACCAGGGUAAGAGUUGGGUAUAUGCAGCAGCAUCUCCCAGACAAUCCAAAACGGUUUCAACGUCGUAUCUGUGUGCUGGGGUCGCAAGGAUUUACAUCAGGGAGACACUACUGGGAGGUCGAGGUGGAUCAGGGAGCCAAGUGGACGCUUGGUGUAGUGAAAGAAUCGGUACACAGAAAAGAGCUCAAAGAUCUGACCAUAUGGAAUGGCUACUGGGUCAUCAGUCCUCAAACGACCAAUUGGUUGCAAUGGUUGCUGGGAUUCUUUGCGCAGGGGGAAAGAGCUUCACAACAGGUUAAUCACCUCACACUUCAAGUGAAUCCAAAAAAGGUUGGCAUUUAUUUGGACUGUGAGGGGGGGCAGGUGUCAUUUUACAAUGCGGAGAACAUGUCUCACUUGUACACACACAGCGGGGCAAUGAAAGGAAAACUGUUGGCUUUCUUUUCACCCGGAACUGCCUCAAAUAAUCAACUGAAGCUCCUUCAGGUGUCAUCGUAAAUCUGACUUGUCUUGAGUUUUAUUGCAGGGACAGUCAUGCUGGAGAAUCACUGAAAAAAAUUUGGAUUUAAUGUCCUUAUUUUAAAGUCAUGUUGUGAAUUUAAAAAAACACAACAAAUAUUCCUUUGCUACCACCCAGAGUUAUCUUGUGGAUGUUUUUGGAAUCAUUAAAAGAGUAAUUGACUUUGAACUGGAAUAAACUAUUGCUGUUCUUG
Messenger RNA from Carcharodon carcharias (great white shark), 1734 nucleotides. RefSeq names its product zinc-binding protein A33-like. Gene Ontology annotation, molecular function: protein binding. NCBI's taxonomy places the organism in Eukaryota, Metazoa, Chordata, Chondrichthyes, Lamniformes, Lamnidae. The record is from RefSeq and is a predicted model, not a curated record. The transcript has 5 exons. The coding region runs from base 269 to 1519 and encodes 416 amino acids.